This is a messenger RNA of Entelurus aequoreus (snake pipefish), 5202 nucleotides long. RefSeq names its product G patch domain containing 8 (gene gpatch8). The transcript is spliced from 9 exons. NCBI's taxonomy places the organism in Eukaryota, Metazoa, Chordata, Actinopteri, Syngnathiformes, Syngnathidae. The record is from RefSeq and is a predicted model, not a curated record. Bases 93 to 4562 code for a protein of 1489 amino acids. Gene Ontology annotation, cellular component: nucleus. Gene Ontology annotation, molecular function: nucleic acid binding.
GGCUAACUUGUUAGCCCCGGAGAGGCUAAUUGGCAGCGAACAGGUCUGGCCAGUGCGCAUCACAGCAUAGAGAAGCUGCUGUCUUCAGCAAAAUGGCCGACAGGUUCUCUCGGUUCAACGAAGAUCGUGAUUUCCAGGGCGGGAAUCACUUUGACCAAUACGAAGAAGGCCAAGUGGAUGUGGAGCAGGCGUCCUUGGACAAGCCCAUUGAAUCGGACAACAUCGGGCACCGGCUGCUUCAGAAACAUGGCUGGAAGUUGGGGCAAGGCCUUGGCAAAACCAUGCAGGGACGCACGGACCCCGUGCCUAUCAUUCUUAAAUAUGAUGUCAUGGGGAUGGGACGAAUGGAGAUGGAGAUGGACUAUGCAGAGGAUGCCACAGAGAAAAGACGAGUCCUUGAAGUGGAGAAGGAAGAGACAGAAGAACUACGGCAAAAGUACAAGGAUCAGAUGGAGAAAGAGAAAGCCAUCGCAAAAGCUUUGGAAGACCUGAGGGCGAACUUCUACUGCGAGCUAUGUGACAAGCAGUACACCAAACACCAGGAAUUUGACAACCACAUCAACUCCUACGACCACGCCCACAAGCAGAGGCUAAAGGAGCUGAAGCAGCGAGAGUUUGCACGGAAUAUGUCACGUUCUCGAAAAGGUGGGAAGAAGAAGAAAAUGCAGCGCCGUAUGCAAGAGCUGGCUGAGCAGAGAAAACAGCAGGACCAAACUCCGGGAAGUGGUCCCAUGUUUAAAACCACCACGGUGGUUGUGGACGGCAAGAAGGCAAAAGACGAAGACAUCUUUGCCCCCGAGAGCACCGCUCCCCUGCGAGCGAUCGCCACAGAGAUCCCUGUUCCAGACAAAACUCGCCAUGCCUCCCCUAAGCCGACCCCGACGUUUCGCUUCUCCCUGGGCAGGAACAAGUGCUCUUCCCCAGCAGCUAGCGCUUCCUCCAAAGUCAGUGUGUCAUUCUCUUUCGCCAAGAAAACUCCUGUCAAGUUGGAGACGGCGGCGGCGGCGUUCGCCGACCAUGGUGAAGAGGCUGUGGAGGGAGAGGAGGAGGGCCAGGAGGGAGAAAGGCCCGCAGCACAAGAUGAAGCAUCCGCCUGCGAUGCCGACAGCCCUAGAGGAGGAUCGCGUGGAAGUGAUGGAGGGGAGUCCAAUAGUGCAGCCAUGACGGAGGAGGUGCCGCCACCACCACCGCAGCAGCAACAACAACAACAGAACGAUGGAAGCUCCUUGGCCUCCACUCUGAACAAACUAAAAAUGAUGAUGAAGAAGGAGGAGGGAUACAAGGGACAAGAGCCUCAGUACUACCACUACAUGCCUCCAUCCCACUGUCGAGUGAAGCCCCAUUUCCAGUUCCUGCUCUUCAUGAGGGCAAUAGAUCAGACUCAAAUCAAAGAGGAUGAAGAGGAGGACGAGGUGCAGGAGGAGAAGGUGCAGGAGGAGAAGGUGCAGGAGGAGAAGGUGCAGGAGGAGAAGAAGCUUCAGGACAGCUCUCAGCAGACUGAGUCCAACGUCCCCAAGUGUAAUAAUGACAAAGAUGAUGGAACCACCACCUCAACCCCUGAUCCUCCGCAGCAGACUCCACCGCCCCCUAAACUGAAGGAAGAGGACAAUGCUUUAUGCUCAGUGGAAACAACUCCUGAAGUUCCUGCUCCUCCUACAGAGAAAGCAGAAACUCCACAAGAGCCUUCGGACUCUAACUCGGGUCCUAAAAUCCCUACAGGUCCCUUUUUCCCUGUGUUGAGCAAAAACGAGAGCACCACCCUGCAGUGGCCCUCCGAGCUCUUGGAGUUCACCAAAGCACAACCCUCGUUGUCUUACAGCUGCAACCCGCUCUACUUUGACUUCAAGCUGUCUCGCAACAAAGGCCCGCGUGCUAGAAAAGCGGCAAAGUCUCCAAAGAUUUGUGAGCAGCCCGACAAGAACAAGGAGAAGGAGAAGGAAAAGGUGGAGCCCGCUAUAACGGAGCCAGCCGCUAAAGCUGAGCUCAGCGUCAACAACGACGAGGCCGGGGUGAAGGCUGCGGUGAAGGCCGAGUGUGGCCCCUCUGAAGGCGAUGAUCAAAAGGCGGUGACCAACAGCGGCGGCACCAAGAAGAAGAAGAAAAAGAAGAAGCACAAGAAGUCCACAAAGCAUUCAAAGCGCAAAACAAAAGACAAAGAGGCAGCAGAAGACGGUGAGGGUGAAAAGGACCCCACUCAAGAGACGCCCAAGAAGAAGAAAAAGCACAAAAAAAAGAAGAGCAAAAACAAGGCUGCCGAUCAGGAAGAGAAGGCAUGUGAUGAGAAGGAGAAAACCAAAGCAAAGUGCGAAGAUAAGUUGGAUGUUUCCUCCACGAAGGCAGCAGAAGGAGGGGUUAGCGGUGUGAACAAGAGGAAGCGCAGUGUGAAGGAUCAGACCAGCAAGUCAGAAGUGGAGGAGGGCAGUAAGGGAAAAUGUCAAGAAAAAGCGCCUUCCUCCGAGGAGCACGGCCCUAAAAAGCGUCAAAAAACUAAGUCCAGCGCUCCUCAGAGCACCUCUUGUUCCACCUCAGCCCAGAAGAGUCCUGGUCCAGCCAGACCUCCCAGCAGCGAAAGCGAGGAGGAAGGGGCCUCCACCACCCAGCGCUCGCGCCACCACAAGUCGAGUCCUCGGGAGGAGCGGCGCCACCGCAGUGAGGAAUCGCAGCGCUCCGGCAGCCGCUCGUCAAGACACGGCAGCAGCCGUCGCCGGCACCAUUGCGGUAAAACCUCCAAGAGUCGCUCUUACUCCAGCAGUUCCGAGCGUUCCUCGGCCGGCAGCAGUGCCUACAGUCACAGAAGUCGCAGCUACUCGGACAGCUACAGCGACGACAGCGCCGAAGGGCGCAGGCGAAGGCGCUCUAAGCGCUCUUCGGAAUCUGAGUACGAGAGGCGAGGCAGUCGAGGCCACAGGCGGUCGAGGCGGCAUCAGUACUCUUCCUCCUCCUCCGACGAUUCACGGUCACGCUCGCGCAGCUACAGCCGCAGGAAGAGGCACCGGCGGCACCACCGCAGUACUUCCAGGAGCUCCAGCAGCUGGAGCCGCAGCACCAGCGCCCGAUCUUGGCGCCGUAGCUACAGCCGCAGCCGCAGCUCGGCCAGCCGCUCGUCCAGCUCCACCAAAGCCUCCCCGCAUCGGCGCGACAACCGAGGCCGAGGGGUCAGCGAGGCCAACCGCAGAGACUUUAACCGCUCCAGCAUUUAUCGAUCUCAGUCUCCUCGCUCCAGCUCGCGCAGCCUUAAUCGCAGUGCCACGGGCUCGCUGGCGCAGAGGCUGGGCGGGUCUCGGGAUGCUGGCGAGCACAAAAACUCUCUCACGGCGCGACAGCUCCUGGAGAAGAUUCAGGCAAAAAAGAAUUCCAGCAAUCCUGUCACAGGAACCAAAUCUGGAUUGAAGAUUAAGGAUCCUCCACAGGGAUACUUUGGUCCCAAACUUCCCCCGAUAGGAAACAAAAGCAUCCUACCACUUUUUGGCAAACUUCAAGCCGGGAAGAAAACGCCUUUCAUCCCUCUGACCAGACCUGACGAGGGCGACAAAUCAAGAGCGGGGAAGAGCUCGGACGCAGAUAGAGAAGUUAUCCUGGUGGAGCCCAUUCGAGAGUUCCCGCCCCCGCCCCCGCCUCCAGCUCCACCAGUGCAAAAAGUGGAGGAGACGGUGGUCCAAGAGAUGACCACAGAAGGUCAGGUGGUCCAAGAACCACACCUGCUGUUAGAGCAGGAGUCCACUAUCUUGAUGCCUCAGUAUCAGGGGGACUCAGAACAGGACCCCUCGCAGAACCCCAUGCUGGAGCCCCUCAUGCCGGACCAGCAGCCCCCCAUGCACGGCUAUCCCGUCUACCCCCCGCAGAGUCUGGAGGAGGACGGCAUGGAGGCGGAGGAGGACGGCUUGGCUCCUCUGGAGAGUCAGCCCAUCACCUUCACGCCAGAGGAGAUGGAGAAGUACAGCAAGCUGCAGCAAGCGGCGCAGCAGCACAUCCAGCAGCAGCUGCUGGCCAAACAGGUCAAGAACUUCCCCUCAGCUGCCGUGGCCGCCGCCGCCGCCAACCUGAGCCAGGCCCAGGCGCCGCCCGCCCUGCAGCAGAUCCACAUCCACCAGCCUGCCGUGACAAUGGGGUCCGGCACGUCCCUCGCCUCUGUACAGCAUGCCCUCCUGCAGCACCACGCCGCCACCAUGGGCAUCCACCCGGCGCACCACCCGCACUCGGCCCACACGCAGCUGGCCCAAGUGCACCACAUCCCUCAGCACCACCUCACCCCCAUCUCCUUGUCUCACUUAGGCCACACCCUCGGACACUCGCUCGGACACUCUUUGGGACACGCCGGGCUUAUCCCCGCCCAUCCGACCGCCUUCCUAUCCGGUCAGCCCAUUCACAUCAUCCCGGCCUCUGCGCUCCACCACACCCAGCUGGCUCUGCACCACGUCCCCCACGCGGCCCUCUACCCCACCCUCUUCGCGCAGAGGCCCUCGCAGGCUGCGGCCGCAGCGGCGGCGCUCCAGCUCCACCCCCUCCUUCACCCAAUCUUCUCAGGGCAGGACCUCCAACACCCGCCUAACCACGGCUCCUGAGCACAUCUGAAGGUGUUUAACUCCAAUUGGACACUUUUUAUUCCUCUCAUUUGAGGGGACUCUCCAGACACUGGCUUUUUUUCCACGGGGUAAGUAACCCAGAAUUUUUUUUUUUAAAUCUUAUUUUGACCACUGGACUUUUUUUGUUCUUCAUUUCCACAUUUUAUUUCUUAGUUUGCUCAUUGAUGCAGUCAGUGACAAACACAAAUAUUACAGAAGGAUUAAAAACACUAUUUUAUACUACAUAUUACCAACACAAUACUUAAUUACUCUAAUAUGACUACUUGCUCUAUAUCAUAUCCUCAUUUAUUUCUAAUGCAGUAACGUGUACAAAUAUCCAUGUGCAGGUUAUCAAGGCAUUCAUUCACAUACGCCCUCACAUUUUUAUUCUCUUUUGCAAAGUUGCAAAUAUUUUUUGUUGUUUGUGUUUGCUCACGUUCCCCCGUGAGGGCAAAACCGAAUGAAUUGCACUGAACCCUUGCUCAAAGAUGAUGCGUUUUGCGUCGUUUAAGAUUGUAGUAUACUGCAAUAAUUGUAUUUUUCCGUUUUUAAAUUAUUUUCCAAGAAGGUUUGUUGUUUUUUGUGUUUGCUUUUGUGUAAUUUUUUUGUAAAUAAUAAAAAUGCUGUAGAUGAACCUUAA